UCGUACAUUAAGAAAAAAAAUAUAAUCCUAUUUAUUUAUCUUUUUUAAUUAAGAAGUGAAAAGCAAACACCUACGAUAAAUAGAUAGUCAAUCAUAAAGUAAAAAGCUUAAUAAAUGGAAACAGAUACCAAAACUAAUUAGAAUAAGGAACAAAGUUAAGAUGCAAAGCUUACAAGAUUUUCAUGCAAGAUAUGUUUAGAAAUAGCAGAAUAGCCUGUUAUUACACCUUGCGGUCAUCUUUAUUGCUGGAAAUGCAUUUACCAAUGGGCAGUUAAGAAACCAAGUUGUCCUUUUUGCAAUAACAAAAUUGAUGUGAAUAAAUUAACAACUAUCUACACUGAAGAAGAAGAGCAAAAAUCCAAAAAAACAAAUGAAAACAACAGUAGCAGUAGCGAUAGCAGCAGCAAUCACUCAAAUUAAAACUCAUAAGAAAAUUAAAAUUAAUAACAAUAAUAAUAAGAAAAUGGCUAGCAGAACAACUAAAGUGAAUAAAAUCAGCAGGAUAUUCCAAGAAGACCAUAAAACCCUAGAGAAAACUUUGAUAACAAUAACCACAACAGAUAACAAGGGGGAUUUAAUUUUGGGUUUUUUGGGUUUCCUGGAUUAUUCUUUGGAGGUGGACUAGGCCUAGGGGGAUUCACUUUUAAUUUGAAUGGAUUUUAAUUUGGAAAUGGUUAAGGAAAUCUAGCUCAUGGGUGGUAAAAGUAUAUAGGAAUUAUUCCAUUAGUGAUAUUUUUGCUUCAAUUUCUUUUGCCUUUAGUAUUCUAGAUAUUUGGAAUAAAUUAAAACUAAAGUUCAUAUGAAUAUGAUUAUCCAAAUUAUAAUUCUUAAAGAAAAGCUAAUAGACAAUCUACUGGUAGUAAUAAAAAUAAAUAUAAUAAAAAUAAUUAAUAUUAAUAAAAUUAUGGUUAUAAUUACAAUUAAUAAUACUAAAAUUAUGAAUGGUCUUAUGGAGAAUAUACAGAGGUUAUUUGCAUAUUAGUUUUAACCUUCUUAAUUUAUUUUAUAGGUAAAAUUAGAUAAAACAGAUAUAACUAAUAAAAUUAAUAGUAACAACAAGGUUAGUAGUAUUAAAAUUGA
Tetrahymena thermophila SB210 is the source of this 1080-nucleotide messenger RNA. RefSeq names its product zinc finger, C3HC4 type (RING finger) protein. Gene Ontology annotation, cellular component: endoplasmic reticulum. Gene Ontology annotation, biological process: ubiquitin-dependent protein catabolic process. Gene Ontology annotation, molecular function: ubiquitin protein ligase activity; ubiquitin-like protein conjugating enzyme binding. The transcript is spliced from 4 exons. NCBI's taxonomy places the organism in Eukaryota, Ciliophora, Oligohymenophorea, Hymenostomatida, Tetrahymenidae. The record is from RefSeq and is a predicted model, not a curated record.